Molecule: messenger RNA, 2390 nt
Organism: Suricata suricatta (meerkat)
Lineage: Eukaryota; Metazoa; Chordata; Mammalia; Carnivora; Herpestidae
Product: fidgetin-like protein 1
Exons: 2
Coding region: 153-2162 (669 amino acids)
Molecular function (GO): ATP hydrolysis activity; microtubule severing ATPase activity; ATP binding
Source: RefSeq, a predicted model, not a curated record
UGACCUGGGCUGAAACCAAGAGUCGGAUGCAUAACUGACUGAGCCACCUAGGCGCCCAGACGGUUUUGCUGUUAUCACUUGACGUGAAGUUGGAAAAUUGUGAGAGUCUGUUGGGCAUCCUGUUCUCCGUGUUCAUCCUUGAACCGUCCAGCAUGCAGGCCUCCAGCUCCAGGUCCGUGCACCUGAGCGAAUGGCAGAAGAAUCACUUUGCCAUUACAUCUGGCACAUGUGCAUCCGGACAGAAGGCAGACGCCUACCGAGCGCAGAUAUUACGCAUUCAGUACGCAUGGGCAAACACGGAGAUCUCCCAGCGCUGCGCCGCCACGCUGUUCAAAAAAUAUGCAGAGAAAUACGCUGCGAUUAUUGAUUCUGACAGUGUCGAGACUGGCUUGAAUAACUAUGCGGAAAGCAUUUUAACUUUAGCAAGAUCGCAGCAAACCGACAGUGGCAAGUGGCAGUCUGGAUUGUCAAUAAAUAACGUUUUCAAAAUGAGUAACGUACAGGGGAUGAUGCGAGCUGGCAACAAAGCCAGGGAGUCUCUGUUGGCACCCGCCGAUGUGUCGGGAUUCAUCCGCAAAGAGGCUGUCAUCUUCGCUCCUCCUAAAUCGAGUGGUGGUAGUGGUUCUGGGGACAGGGGCCCAGUGACUGACACAGCUCAUAAUAGGACCCGAGACAUCCCAGAGGGUAGUCCUUUGACCUGUCCUCAGAAUGCCUGGCCACUUGGGCUGACUAACACCAGUCAGACGUGUCCUGCAUCCCUAACACCUUCCGGUGAAUUUGCCGCCGCAAAAUUGCAUGCCACACCGCUGUUUGGAAGUGUCAAAGAGGAAAAUAACAGCUCUCCCAAAGCCAGCCUAGGACUGAAUGAGUUCUCAGCUCAUCAGUCUUGUUUGCCCUCCGGCUGUGACAGUCCAUGGCUGAGGAGAGCUUUUUAUGGUUCUGGGAUCAUCGAUGCACUUUCCACACCAGUGGCCAGUAAGGCUUUGCCUAAAACAGAAGAUGGCGCCCAAAGAGAAGAGGGCGGCCUGCCUGCUUUUAAAACUGCAAGAGAGCAACUCUGGGUGGAUCAGCAAAGAAAGAACCAGCAGCCCCAGCGUGUCUCAGGGUCGGCGUAUGGUGGUGUGAGGAAGUCUCUGGGAGCCGGUCGGUCCCGGGGAAUACUUGGCAAGUUCGUUCCUCCUGUGCCGAAGCAGGACGGGGGAGUGCAGUACAAGCCUUCCGGCGCGGGACCUGCAGAGCCAGCACGUCCCGGGGACGAGCGUCUGAAGAACCUGGAGCCAAAGAUGAUCGAACUUAUUAUGAAUGAGGUCAUGGAUCGUGGACCCCCGGUAAAUUGGGACGACAUCGCAGGAAUAGAAUUUGCCAAAGCCACGAUAAAGGAGAUCGUUGUGUGGCCCAUGGUGAGGCCGGACAUCUUCACCGGUUUACGAGGACCCCCGAAGGGAAUUCUGCUCUUCGGGCCCCCUGGGACUGGGAAAACUCUGAUUGGCAAGUGCAUUGCCAGCCAGUCUGGGGCAACGUUCUUCAGCAUCUCUGCUUCCUCCUUGACUUCCAAAUGGGUAGGCGAGGGGGAGAAAAUGGUCCGUGCGUUGUUUGCCGUCGCAAGGUGCCAGCAGCCGGCUGUGAUAUUUAUUGAUGAAAUUGAUUCCCUGUUGUCUCAGCGAGGAGAUGGUGAGCAUGAGUCUUCUAGACGGAUCAAAACCGAAUUUCUGGUUCAGCUAGAUGGAGCAAGCACCUGUUCUGAAGACCGUAUUCUGGUGGUGGGGGCAACCAAUCGGCCCCAGGAAAUCGACGAGGCCGCCCGGAGAAGGUUGGUGAAAAGGCUUUAUAUCCCUCUCCCGGAAGCUUCAGCUAGGAGGCAGAUCGUGACGAACCUCAUGUCCAAGGAGCAGUGUUGCCUGAGUGAGGAUGAGGUCGGCCUGGUUGUGCAGCGGUCUGAAGGGUUCUCGGGGGCCGACAUGACGCAGCUGUGCAGAGAAGCGUCUCUUGGGCCCAUUCGCAGUUUACAAACUGCUGACAUCGCUACCGUGACCCCAGAUCAAGUUCGACCAAUAGCUUACGUUGAUUUUGAAAAUGCUUUUAGAACUGUGCGACCCAGUGUGUCUCCUAAAGAUUUAGAGCUUUAUGAAAACUGGAACAGAACCUUUGGUUGUGGGAGGUGAACGGGACACUUGAAGUUUAAAGAUGGCGCCUUGGUAACGGCCCUUUCCGACCUUGUAGCUCAGGAAACUGGGAGUUUAUUCGCUGUACUCUCAGGGUGUAUUUUGAAUUCUACACCUCAAAAAAACAGAGUAGUAACAGCUGCGAUUUUACAAUUGAUUGACUUAGCCCUUUUUUUUAAUUUAAUUUUGAGAGAGAGAGACAGAGCAUGAGCAUGGGAGUGUCAGAGA